AUGGCAGCAGCAGCGGCCCUGUCGGGCAUAGCAGUGCGGCUGUCGCGCUCAGCCACGACCCGCGGCUCAUAUGGCGCCUUCUGCAAGGGGCUCACGCGCACGCUGAUCACCUUCUUCGACCUGGCCUGGCGUCUGCGCAUGAAUUUCCCCUACUUCUACAUAGUGGCUUCGGUGAUUCUAAACGUCCGCCUGCAGGUACAUAUUUAG
Messenger RNA from Rangifer tarandus platyrhynchus (Svalbard reindeer), 207 nucleotides. NCBI's taxonomy places the organism in Eukaryota, Metazoa, Chordata, Mammalia, Artiodactyla, Cervidae. The record is from the annotation of a GenBank genome assembly.